CCAAACACCCCCCCCCCCCCCUUCGCUUUUUACCGUAAUAUUUUCCAUUAUCCAACAUUAGCACAACUAGCUAAUAUCAAAAGCCCACAUGUCUACACUGCACCUACAGUAUGUUCCUCCCACUGUCAAAGCUAAUAAACCCAAAUCAAAUAUGACCAACGUACAACACAACGUACGUCAAAUCAAAUGUAAAUAUUUUAUGUGGCCCUCUUUCACCCGGGUCCCCAUGCUACAGCUCUGUGUAGCCCAAGCACGGCCACAUCUGAAGAAAUUACUAAAAAGAAAUACAAGUCCGGCUGACAAACCCCACUGUUCUUCAUAUCUCAUCCAUUACACUUUUAGAUUAGCUAGGAAUUUUAACUUUGACUUUCAAAAAUGACACCUGGUCUGUUUUGAAAUGUAGUGUGUAAAAAAAAAGUCUAAAGGGAAAGAUUUGGGCAAGUUCCCAUCUCUGCUGUGUAACGCUCACUGUGUAAACUGCCAUGUCUUGCUAUGCCUCAGUCAAAUAAAUGCUGCGUACCUGAUCGCGUUCAUUCUGGUAAAUUUUCUUUACAAUCUUUUUGCCAGUAUCAGAUUUAUUUUAAAAAAAUUUUUUUUUAAGUAGUCAACAAUAUCGGUUAACUACACCAUGCUCCACACCAUGAGUUACAUCAUUUCCUAGUAGGCGUAAUUCAGCUUGGCACAGCAAGUCAAACUGCAAUCGAGCUGGUCAUAAUGUGAGAAGAGUUCUUACUCUGGAGAUACCCAUAAGAUGUUUUGUUGGAAGCAUAUAAGGAUGCAUUUUGGAUGGAUAGUGCUUAUGACCAUGGUGAAUAAUGGAGUCCAGGCCUGGACAUACCAUUACAACACAGACACCAGCAUGGAGUGGGAAAUAGCACGCCAGUGGUGCAGGCAGCAUUACACCGACAUGGUAGCCAUCCAGAACAAGCAAGAGGUCAUCUACCUGAACCAGAUUUUGCCCUUGCAUCGCUCCUACUACUGGAUUGGCCUUAGGAAAAUGGCUGGCCAGUGGACAUGGGUGGGUACCAUGAAGCCCCUGGCACCCGAGGCAACCAGCUGGGCAACAGGAGAACCCAAUAACCAGGGAACUAGUGAAGACUGCGUGGAGAUCUACAUCAAGAGGUCCAAGGACCCAGGCAUGUGGAAUGAUGACAAGUGCAGCAAAAAGAAAGCAGCACUCUGUUACACAGCAUCGUGUUUUGAGAGGUCGUGCGGUGAUCAUGCCGAGUGUGUGGAGAACAUUGGAAACUACACGUGCGAGUGUAAUCCAGGGUUCACAGGACCACGCUGUAAUGAAGCUGUAGAGUGUGGCGCGGUCAAAACUCCAGAGCAGGGUUUUGUGCAGUGUAGCCAUGUUUAUGGAGACUUUCGUUUCAAUUCAUCCUGCCAGUUCCACUGUGCCCGUGGCUACAUAUUACAGGGUUCAAAACAUCUGCACUGCUUAUCACUGGGGAAGUGGGAUCGUGAUCCUCCCGAGUGCCAGGUUGUCGAAUGUCCUCCAAUUACAACUAGAACCAGUGGUUGGAAUAUGACAUGCAACCAUCCUCUGCACACAAACAGCUACAACUCUACAUGUGUGUUCAGAUGUGACGAGGGCUUUGAGCUGAGAGGUUCACACACAACCCGGUGUGAUCACACUGGACAAUGGACACACAACACCCCAACCUGCACAGCUGUGACCUGUGAGCCACUUGUGAUGCCGGAGAAGGGUCACAUGACCUGUACUGAUCCACUGGGAAAGUUCUCCUUCCGUUCAUCUUGUGCUGUGACCUGUGAGGAAGGAUACACGCUGAAAGGAGAGAACACACUCACCUGCGUCAAGACCGGCAACUGGUCAGCAGAAACUCCAACAUGUGAAGUUGUAAGGUGCAGCGCUCUCAAUUCUGCUCCUCAUGGCUCCAUGCAUUGUACGGAUCCGUUGGAGAAAUUCGCUUAUAGCUCCAUUUGUCGGUUCGAGUGUGACAUUGGGUUUCUGCUGAUGGGUUCAAACUACACCUACUGUAAUGUACAGGGAAAUUGGACCCACAGCCUUCCAGUGUGUCAAGCGGUACAGUGUUCUCCUCUGUCUGCUCACUCCAGUGAUGUGAGAAUGAACUGCACUCAUCCCCUCUCCACCAACAGCUACAACUCCACAUGUGUGUUUAACUGUGAUGAGGGUUUUAAGAUCAUAGGUUCCUAUAAAACUCAGUGUGAUCACACUGGACAGUGGACAGCCAAGUCCCCCACUUGCAAAGCUGUGACCUGUGAGCCACUUGUGAGGCCUGAGAAGGGUCACAUGAUCUGUACUGAUCCACUGGGAAAGUUCUCCUUCCGUUCAUCUUGCGCUGUGACCUGUGAGGAAGGAUACACGCUGAGAGGAGAGAACACACUCACUUGCAUCAAGACCGGCAAAUGGUCAGCAGAAACUCCAACAUGUGAAGCUGUGACCUGUGAGCCACUUGUGAUGCCGGAGAAGGGUCACAUGACCUGUACUGAUCCACUGGGAAAGUUCUCCUUCCGUUCAUCUUGUGCUGUGACCUGUGAGGAAGGAUACACGCUGAAAGGAGAGAACACACUCACCUGCGUCAAGACCGGCAACUGGUCAGCAGAAACUCCAACAUGUGAAGCUGUGACCUGUGAGCCACUUGUGAUGCCGGAGAAGGGUCACAUGACCUGUACUGAUCCACUGGGAAAGUUCUCCUUCCGUUCAUCUUGUGCUGUGACCUGUGAGGAAGGAUACACGCUGAAAGGAGAGAACACACUCACCUGCGUCAAGACCGGCAACUGGUCAGCAGAAACUCCAACAUGUGAAGUUGUAAGGUGCAGCGCUCUCAAUUCUGCUCCUCAUGGCUCCAUGCAUUGUACGGAUCCAUUGGAGAAAUUCGCUUAUAGCUCCACUUGUCGGUUCGAGUGUGACAUUGGGUUUCUGCUGAUGGGUUCAAACUACACCUACUGUAACGUACAGGGAAAUUGGACCCACAGCCUUCCAGUGUGUCAAGCUCGACAGUGCCCUUUGCUGGCCAGCCCAGAAAAAGGCUGGAUGAAUUGCUCUCACCCUCACUUCCUCUUCAGUUAUGGCUCACAUUGUGGUUUUGGAUGUGACAUUGGCUAUGUGCUCAGAGAGGAAUCUAAGUUGGACUGCACGACAGCAGGAACCUGGAGUCAGGAGAUACCUUCUUGUAAAGUGGUUCAGUGUGAAUCCCUCUUGCGGGCACCUCUUUUGCAAUCGGAUUCUGUUUCUGUCCCCUUUAUGAACUGCUCCCAUCCCAGAGGCGACUUCAGCUUCGGCUCCCGGUGUGCGUUCAGCUGUCCUGAAGGCUACAGGCUGAACGGAACUACUGACCUGAUGUGUACAUCUGGUGGAUUUUGGACUGGCCUGGUGCCUACCUGCCUCACGGAGGACAUGCCAUUAGGUCUUGCUUUUCUUAUAUAUGGUGCAAUAGGCGCAGCAUCAUCACUUGGCCUGCUGCUGAUGGGGGGAUUGGUCAUGCUGUUGGUGCGGAAGUUCAGCAAGCAUACGUACACUCCGGAUUACUCAGCCUGGGAUGGAGCUCUAAAUCCAGUAUUUGAAGAAAAUUAACAAUUUUAUGAAAAACAUGCAAUGCUUUAUUAUGUACUGACCAAGACAUAAUAAUUUCUGCAAUGUUGAUUGGAUGAAACUCGUUAAUCAGCGUGUUAACUGUCUUCCCGAGGAUCUGCAUAAUGAAUAAAGGAAUAAUAUUUUACUCAAA
Molecule: messenger RNA, 3710 nt
Organism: Ictalurus furcatus (blue catfish)
Lineage: Eukaryota; Metazoa; Chordata; Actinopteri; Siluriformes; Ictaluridae
Gene: selp
Product: selectin P
Exons: 17
Coding region: 752-3559 (935 amino acids)
Biological process (GO): response to cytokine; leukocyte tethering or rolling; heterophilic cell-cell adhesion
Cellular component (GO): external side of plasma membrane; membrane
Molecular function (GO): oligosaccharide binding; sialic acid binding
Source: RefSeq, a predicted model, not a curated record